AUGACAAAGGACUUGACCUUCGAUGUCCAUUUCGACAACGAGCUCGCGCACGAGUACUACGGGGACGGGGAAGAGCUUGCGAAGAAACUUCGCGAGAUAUACCACGAUCGCAACCUCAAGUUCCCAGAUUUCUUCGAUUCCACAUUGACCAGUCCGCCUGUACAUUUCCUGACCGUCGAAGCACCGGACGAUGUGAAGAUUGAGGAACUGCAGAAUGUGGAAGUGCCACCAGGACUGCAUGUUGAUAUUAUUGACUUCCAUAUGGAAUAG
Aspergillus udagawae is the source of this 270-nucleotide messenger RNA. RefSeq lists its product as uncharacterized. The transcript has 4 exons. Bases 1 to 270 code for a protein of 89 amino acids. NCBI's taxonomy places the organism in Eukaryota, Fungi, Ascomycota, Eurotiomycetes, Eurotiales, Aspergillaceae. The record is from RefSeq and is a predicted model, not a curated record.